Molecule: messenger RNA, 870 nt
Organism: Cokeromyces recurvatus
Lineage: Eukaryota; Fungi; Mucoromycota; Mucoromycetes; Mucorales; Mucoraceae
Exons: 2
Coding region: 1-870 (289 amino acids)
Source: RefSeq, a predicted model, not a curated record
AUGUUUCCUUCGUUUGUUCGUUUUUUUAAUGACUAUUGUAUUGCGUUAGUACCUCUUGUAAUUUGGUCUACAGCUGGUAUUUUUAUGUCAUUUCGAAUUUUUAAAAACAAACUGUAUAAUAAUACUAUUGUCUAUACAUCAAUGGUGGCUGUAAUAGGAGGUAUAAUAUCUGCAGCUAUAACAUUUAUAACAGCAGAUGAUAGUAUUUUAUGGAAGAGACAAACUGUAUUCUAUGUCUUUUAUAGUAUUAGUAUAUCAUUUACAUAUAUUUCCAUAUUUCUUGCAUUUUUGAAGCUUGAAGGAUAUUGUUAUGAAGCCAGUUGUAAUGACGAUCCUAAUCUAUUAGAAACACGGCUUGUAAGGUUAUCCUUUGUUGGUAAACGCGUGAUCUAUGUCGGCUUUCUUUGGUCUGCAAUAACGAUAUCUGCAGGGUUUGCUGUAACACUAUUAAAUUCAUUAACUGGAAUAAAUGCUAUUAGUAAAAAUGGAGUGAUAUUUAUCUAUUUAUCAGGUUGGGGGUUUAUAGCAGUUCAUCUAUCUUUAUUAGCAAUUUAUUUCAAGCAACUUUUAAGAAUAGUUGGAAGAUUUCUUUUUUUGUUCUAUACACUAGCCAGCCUAAUUUCUACUAUUGCUAUGACUGUACUUGGAUUUUUGCCUGCUAAGGAAUAUAGACUUCAUGGGAAUGUUAUUGGUUGCGCUGUUAUUUUUACAGUUGACAUACCAGCUGUUUUGGCUAUUCUCUUUGUUUUCUUUAUUGGUCAUCUUUGGACAAAAAUAGAUGAUUUAGAAGUAGUGGCAGCUAGCAUUACUAGAGAUGAACCUAAAGAGGUAUUUAUGUUUAGAUAUUGUUUGAUCAAAUUAUUGCAAUAA